Molecule: messenger RNA, 5421 nt
Organism: Fulvia fulva
Lineage: Eukaryota; Fungi; Ascomycota; Dothideomycetes; Mycosphaerellales; Mycosphaerellaceae
Product: rRNA biogenesis protein rrp5
Exons: 1
Coding region: 1-5421 (1806 amino acids)
Biological process (GO): rRNA processing
Cellular component (GO): nucleolus; small-subunit processome
Molecular function (GO): RNA binding; protein binding
Source: RefSeq, a predicted model, not a curated record
AUGGCGCCUGUAAAGAGAAAGGCUGUAGCUGACGAGCGGCCGAGUAAGAAGGCCAAGUCUGCAGACGACAAGGAGGACGUCAAGGAGCAGAAGCCGCGGAAGUCGCAGGAUGGCGAGAAGAGAGAGCCCAAAUCUGCGCUGAAGUCGAUCUUGCAGCAGGAGGAGAGGGCAUUUCCACGUGGCGGCGCAGGUGUAUUGACGCCGAUCGAGCGGAAGCAGAUUCAGGCACAGGCCGAGCGCGAUGUGCUGAUUGAGGAGGAAGGCGGCGUUGCGAAUGCUGCCGACGAAGACGGAGAGCUGUUCGAUGAAGAAGCUGCGGCGCCGGCGAAGAAGAAACAGAAGAAGAAGCGGGAUGGGGAGAAGGGCGACAAGAAGGUGAAGAUCACUGAAGUGCGCAAGGAAGGUCUCGGCUACAAGAAUCUGGUGGUCGGCAGCUCAGUGCUGGGGCGUGUGACAGCCAUCACCGGACGAGAUGUUGCAUUGGCUCUACCGAACAACCUGACAGGAUUCGCGCCCAUACUGUCUGUCUCCGAACGACUCACAUCCCGCAUCGAACGCGUACUAGCGAGCGACGAGAAGCCCGAGGACGAGGACGACGAAGAUGUGGACCUCAAGCAGUUGUUCUAUGUUGGCCAAUGGCUGAGAGCUUCGAUCACGGCGAUGGGUACAGAGCCGAAGGACGGCAGCAAAAGCAAGAAGCACAUCGAGCUGUCGCUGGAUCCGGUUUCGGUCAAUGGCGCUCUUGGCGAAGAGAAUGUGGUCCCCAACAGCACAGUCCAGGCCGCUGUCCGCAGUGUCGAGGACCAUGGUAUUGUCAUGGACCUUGGCCUAUCGGACAAUACUGUCAAAGGCUUCGUCAGCAAGAAGGCUCUUGGAUCCGCGUACAGUCUCGACCAAGUCCAAGAAGGCCAGGUCAUGCUUUGUCUCGUCACGGGCAAGGCGAGCAAUGGAAAGGUGAUCAACCUGACACUGGACCCAAGCAAGUUCUCGAUCGCAGCAAGAGAAGGCAAAGACAAGGACAAGCUGCCACUUGUUGGUGAAGCGCCUAGUGUAGAUGCCUUCCUACCAGGUACGGCGGUUGAUGUGCUGGUCACAGAGACUGGUCCCAAGGGUAUCGCCGGCAAGAUCAUGGGCAUGCUGGACGUCACAUCAGACGUGGUUCACUCCGGCGCUGGCAGUGUUACCGACAUGAACAAGAAACACAAAGUGGGAUCAAAGGUGAAGGCUCGUGUCAUAUUCUCCAUACCCCAGGACGAUGGCGCUCGCAAAGUGGGAGUUUCACUUCUCUCGCAACUGGUUGGUUUGACUCCACCAACUUCGAAGCUCGGCGUAGCUGCUUCUUCCAAGACGAAGACAGAGGCGAACGAGCUGAGCCAACCACUUGCGCCCUCUUCAAUUGUCGACGAUGCAAAGGUCACAAGCGUUGUUGCUGACCGAGGAAUCUUCAUGGACCUCACCGAUGGCAGGAAGGCUUAUGCACACAUCUCGCAGCUGUCAGACAGCAAAACCGAUUCUAUAUCGACGACUGGACCAUUCAAGCCAGAGAGUACACACAAGGCCAGGAUUCUUUCAUACAACCCCGUGGACAACAUCUACUACGUGUCCUUGAAGAAGUCAAUCCUCGGCCAGACCUUCCUUCGCCUCGAAGACUUGCCCGUGGGUGAUAUCGUCACCGGCACCGUGGACAAGCUCAUUCUCGGCGGCAAGAGUGGUGUGACUGGUGUGCUCGUCAAGCUUAGCGACAGCAUUACUGGGCUGGUCCCUGAGAUGCACCUGAGCGAUGCUCACUUGUCGCAUCCAGAGCGCAAGUUCCGAGAAGGAUUGCCCCUAAAGGGCAGAAUACUGUCAGUUGACACGGAAAAACGACACGUGCGUGUCACGCUGAAGAAGUCACUGGUAGAAGACUCAGCCACUGUAUGGAAGGACUACAGCGGUUUGCAGCCCGGAAUGGAGAGCAAAGGAACUAUUGUGAGCUUACUGCCACAUGGUGCUGCAGUGCAAUUCUAUGGUCCUGUCAGAGCUUGGCUACCUGUCGCGGAGAUGAGUGAAACAUUCAUUGAGAAACCAGAGAAGCACUUCCGACUUGGCCAGACGGUGACCGUCAAAGUGCUGUCCGUCAGCCCAGAGACCCAAGAAAUGAAGGUGACUUGCAAGGACAGCAGCACUUUUGACGACGAGCAACAGACUGCUUGGGAUGAAGCAUCUGGAGGUCAACUCGUCAGUGCCACAGUCUCGGAGAAGCUCGCAGAUAGCAUUGCGGUGGAUCUGGAUAGUGGUAUUCGAGGAACCAUCAGAAUCGGACAUGUACUGGACGGCUCAGCCAGUAAGGCAGAGAAAGAGCUGAAGCGCAUUCGAGUUGGGCAGAAGCUUACGAAUCUGCUUGUACUGAAUAAGCAGGAUCGCAGCCACACCGUCGUCCUGAGCAACAAGCCUUCGAUGGUCGAAGAUACAAAGACGGGCGCCUUGAUCAAGUCAUUCGCUGACGCUCGCCAGGGCAAGAGAGUGCAUGGGUUUGUCCGAAAUAUCACACCCGAGGGCGUGUACGUCGAGUUUGCAAAUGGCGUUGUCGGGCUUGUACCGAAGACCCAGAUCUUGGCGGAUCUCCUGACACAACCCAGUUUUGGUUUGAGGAAAGAUCAGACUGUCGUUGCGUAUGUUACUGGUACGGACGAUAUCCACGAGCGAUUCAUUCUGAGCAUGCGUGAGCAAGCUGCCACGAACGGCCUAGCGACAAAGGUCAAGCCAGCAGCGGUCGAGCAAGCAGGGAACCCCGUGGACACUUCAAUCAGCUCGUUGGCUGACAUCACGCUCGGCAGGGUUGUGAAAGCGCGCAUUGUGUCCAUCAAGGCCACACAGAUCAACGUCCGCCUUGCUGAUAACGUCCGAGGUCGCAUAGACGUGAGCGAAGCUUUCGACUCAUGGGACGAGAUCACCAACAAGGCAGCACCUCUCCAGAAGUUCAAGCAAAAUGAGAUCGUCGACGUCAAGGUGCUCGGUAUCCACGAUGCUCGUAACCAUCGCUUCCUUCCUAUCAGCCACAGACAAGGCAAGGUUCCUGUCUUCGAACUCUCUGCCAAGAAGUCAAGAGUGGACGCUUGGGACGAAUCGUUACUUGGUCUGGACUCAGUCAAACCUGGCUCGACACAUCUGGCGUUCGUCAACAACCAUGGCGAUAACUGUGUAUGGGUCAACUUAUCACCGAAUGUCAGAGGUAGGGUGGCUCUGAUGGAUUUGUCUGACGAUGUUGGGCAACUGCAGAAUGUCGAGAACCGCUUCCGUGUUGGCUGUGCUCUCCGUGUCAAAGUCAAGAGCGUCGACGUGUCGGCCAACAGGCUCGACCUGACAGCUCGCCAAAACGAGACGUCGGAAGUCAAAACUCUGAAGGAUCUGAGGGCAGGCAUGGUCAUUCCGGCUAGAGUCACCAAGACCACAGAGCGACUCGUCAACGUGCAGAUUACAGACACCAUUGCUGGUGUCGUCCCACUGGCUGAGCUUAGCGACGAUUUCGAGCAAGCUAACCCGGCACAGCACAACAAAAACGAUAUCGUCAGAGUCUGCGUUCUUGCUGUUGAUGCACCCAACAAGAAGAUCUUUCUCAGUCUUCGGCCCAGCAAAGUCCUGUCUUCCAGUCUACCCACCAAAGAUGCUCAGGUCAAUGACACUGCUAGCCUGAAGGUCGGCGACAUCGUGAGAGGUUUUGUCAAGCAAGUGACCGACAAGGGUGUCUUCAUCUCGCUUGGCGCCACAGUUGACGCCCUGGUCCGCAUCUCGGAUCUUAACGAUCGAUUCGUCAAAAAUUGGAAGAGCCUGCACGAAAUUGAUCAGCUUGUCAAAGGCCGCAUCUUGUCCAUCGACAACGCUACGAAGCAGGUGCAGAUGAGCUUGAAGCAAAGCCACGUUGACGGUAACUACACGCCACCGCUCUCCAUUGAUGACCUGAAAGCUGGAGACACAGUCACCGGCAGAGUCCGCAAAGUGGAAGACUUUGGCGCUUUCGUCGACAUCGACAAUACUCAGCCAAGACUGUCUGGCCUGUGCCAUCGAAGCGAGGUUGCAGCCAGACGGGUGGAGGACGUCAGAAAACUUUACAGCACUGGCGAUGUCGUCAAAGCCAAGGUGCUCAGCGUCGACGUUGAGAACCGCAAGAUCAGUCUCGGGCUAAAGGCAAGCUACUUUGACGAUGAGGACGAGGAAGAAGACGAGGAAGAAAGCGAGGAUGACAAUGUCGAAAUGGACCUCGGUGAGACUGGCGGUGUCGAGGUCGAGGAAGAGAGUGAUGCAGAAGGUGGUGUCAACCUCGAUGACGUUCAGGACAUGGACAGUGACGAGGACGAUGCUGCAGAUGGCAUGGAGAUUGAUGACGAACCGGCUGCAAAGUCCACAGGUGGCCUCAAGACCAACGGCUUCGACUGGAACGGGGAUGUGCUGGAUACCAACACCAACGGAGCAGGCUACGAGUCAGAACCCGACACCACCGCGACCAAGAAGCGCAAGCGUAACAAGCCCGAGAUCAAGGAAGAUUUGACUGGCGAUCUGGACAAGUACGGCCCACGCAGUGUAAGCGACUUCGAACGACAACUCCUUGGGCAGCCAAACAACUCAUCGCUCUGGAUCCAAUACAUGGCCUUCCAGAUCCAGCUCAGCGAACUUGAUGAAGCCCGAAAGAUAGCCGAACGUGCCUUGAGGACUAUCCACAUCCGCGAGACAGAAGAAAAGCUCAACGUGUGGGUCGCGUGGCUCAACCUUGAAGUCGAGUAUGGCGACGAGGAGCACGUAGACGAAGUCUUCAAGGAAGCUUGCCAAGUUCAAGACUCUCUCGAGAUGCACGAGAAGCUAGCUUCCAUCUACAUCAGCUCCGGCCAGCUUGAGAAGGCCGAUAACAUCUACGAACGUAUGAUCGGCAACAAGAACUUCAGGGCUGUGCCGGAUGUAUGGCUCAACUACGCCACGUUCCUGAUGAACGACAAGCAUGCUGCAGAACGUGCACGAGCACUUCUCCCCAAGGCCAUGCAAUCAAUCCCCAUGCCAAAACAUCGAGACCUAACCGCCGACUUCGCCGCACUCGAGUUCAAAACGAAGCACGGUGACGCCGAGCGUGGACGCACCAUCUUCGAGAACAUCCUCGCCGAGUGGCCGAAGUGGUCUGCUGGAUGGGACCGCUUCCUAGACCUUGAGCGGUCACGAGUCAGCAGGGCCAAGGACGAUGCUGAGAAGAAGGACGCGAUCGACAAAACGAGAGCACUAUUCGGGCGUGUGGCUGCGCUGAAGAUGAAAAAGAGGCGCGCGAAGUUCGUGUUUAAGAAGUGGUUUGAGUUUGAGGAGAAGGAGGGGAGUGAGAAGGAGAUGGAGAGGGUUAAGGUGUUGGCGAAGGAGUGUCAUGAGAGGUUGGCGGCGAAGGGUGAGGAGGCGGAUGAGGAGUAG